Messenger RNA from Scatophagus argus, 2660 nucleotides. Its product is annotated as very long-chain acyl-CoA synthetase-like. Bases 134 to 1975 code for a protein of 613 amino acids. NCBI's taxonomy places the organism in Eukaryota, Metazoa, Chordata, Actinopteri, Scatophagidae. Gene Ontology annotation, molecular function: long-chain fatty acid-CoA ligase activity; long-chain fatty acid transmembrane transporter activity. The transcript has 10 exons. The record is from RefSeq and is a predicted model, not a curated record.
ACCCUCUUUUGGUGGCUGCGCUCCUCCUCCUAAUAUUUUUUUAAGUCCUGGCCUCCUUUUCUUCUUCACCAGUAUUUAACUUUCACCUGAAGCAGAUUCAGUCAGGUCGGUGAUUGUCACAGACAUCUUCAACAUGCUCUUCUGGAUACUGUUUGCCGCUGUGCUUUCUCUUGCCCUUUUAUUCCCACAUCCUCACUUUUUCCAGGAUGUCCAGUACGUCCUCUCUAAAUUAAAAGUAAGGCGCCGCGUUCAGAAAUACCAUCAUAGAAAAUACUCCAUCGUGGACCGGUUUUUAGACCGGGUGAAGGCGCAGCCGCACAAGCCGUUUAUUCUUUUCAAGGAUGAGACUUUCACCUACCGGGACGCCGAUGAGCUCAGCAACAAAGCUGCCAGAGUUUUCCUGCAGAGCGGACUCGUUAAGGAGGGCGACACGGUGGCGCUGUUCCUCGGAAACUCGCCCAUGUUUCUGUGGCUGUGGUUGGGUUUGGUGAAGAUCGGAUGUUCCGCUGCUUUUCUCAACCACAACAUCAGAUCCAGGUCGCUGUUACACUGCUUCAACUGCAGCGGAGCCACAACUCUGGUCGCAGGUGAAGAGUUACAGGAUGCUGUGGAGGAGGUCCUGCCCAGUCUGCUGGAGCAGCAGGUCACUGUUUUCAUCCUGGCCGACAGAUGCAGAACUGCAGACGUGAAAAGCUUCAGCGACAAAAUGAGCCAGGCCUCCUCUGAGCCUAUAUCCAAGGAUUUAAGGUCGCAUUUAACCUUGCAGAGCCCAGCAGCCUACAUAUACACAUCAGGGACAACAGGUUUACCUAAAGCAGCAGUGAUCUCUCACUCCAAACUGUGGACCAUGUCUCUGCUUCUGUCCACAGUGGCGGUGAACUCCAAAGAUGUGAUUUAUAUUAGCCUCCCUCUCUAUCACAGCGCUGGCUUCAUUGGUUUCACCACGGCCAUUGAGAGGGGUAUCACAGUGGCUAUGAGGAGUAAAUUUUCUGCCUCUCAGUUCUGGGACGACUGUCGAAAAUAUAACGUCACUGUCAUACAGUACAUAGGUGAAAUUAUGCGUUACCUCUGCAACACACCGAGGAAACUCAAUGAUCGGAGCCACAAAGUAAGACUGGCGGUAGGCAACGGCAUCAGGGCAGAUGUUUGGAGGGACUUCACGAGCAGGUUCGGAAACAUUCAAAUCAGAGAGUUUUACGGAGCGACGGAAGGGAAUUUCUUUCUGCUGAAUUACACCGGCAAGAUUGGAGCUGUCGGGCGGGACACCUUCCUCCACAAGAGGUUUUUUCCAUACUCUCUGAUCAAAUAUGAUGUGGAUAAAGGAAGUCCUCUGAGGGACUCUGCUGGUUUCUGCAUAGAGGCUGCCAAAGGUGAGCCUGCACUUCUGGUGUGUGAAAUAUCAACAAACGCACCGUUUUCUGGAUAUGCCCGAGACCCGCGGCAGACUGAGAAGAAAAGGCUGCAUGAUGUCCACAGGAAAGGAGACGUGUACUUCAACACUGGUGACCUGCUGAGCGUUGAUGAAGACAAUUUCAUCUACUUCCAGGAUCGAGUUGGAGACACUUUCAGAUGGAAAGGAGAGAACGUGUCGACGAGUGAGGUGGCCGACGUCAUCACGCUGAUUGACUGCAUUAAAGAAGCUAUCGUGUACGGAGUUGAAGUGCCGGGUCUGGAGGGCAGAGCUGGAAUGGCUGCCGUUACUCUAAGUGAAGGACAGAAAUUUGACUCUGCGGGUGUUUUUAAACACGUCGAAAAAUUCCUGCCGUCCUACGCAAGGCCACGUUUUAUGAGGAUUCGGAGUUCCUUGGACGUUACGGGCACGUUCAAGUAUCUGAAGACAAAGCUGGUAGAGGACGGCUUCAACCCAAACCACAUAACCGACCCACUCUACUUUCUGGAUGAAAAAGACAAGAAUUACAUCCCACUUACGCUGGACAUAUUCAGUUCAAUUACAACAGGCAAGAUAAAAAUUUAAAGUGCCGCUUGUUUCUGUGUGUCAAAGGAAAAAUGAACACAGCUGAGUUUUGGUUGUUCUGUGAUUUGAGAAGCGUUGUGAUGUUUAAUCUCCUCACCUUUCAUACAUAUCCUUAAACGACUUCAGUUUUCAUCCAGAGGAGCAUGUUUGAGUUUUCUGCGCUGAGCCGUGAGAACGACUGCUGCAAUAGCUUCACAUAAGAGAGCAGGAAAGCAAGUUAUUCCGGUUGAGGAAAGUGAGAGCUGUGAUCUCCUCAUUCAGAGUCCUCGCUGUGUAAUUGACUGGUCUAUUGAGACUACUUUAUUUUUCAUUACUUAACUACAGCCCACAUCUUGUUAAGACACUCUUAAUACAUUCCUUUUUCACGGCGAACUGAAAAGCACAGGUGCAAUUCAUAACAUUAAUACGGGCUGCAGUCCAUUCAGCUUAUGUAGUUUCUGGGUUUCAGGGUGUGGGCUCACUGAUGGAGCAGAGCCAUCAUUAAUGUUACUAACCACACCUGUGCUUUUCCCGCUGUAAGAAGGAUGCACUACGUAACUUAUAAUAAAAACUGUAGCUCCUCUUUCAAAUGCUACCUUCAGUAUAAAAAAUAAUUGAUUGUUCAUCCCUAACAGCCUUAAACUUGAUUCCGACUGACCUGACAGCUGAAACGCAGAAAUAAAUUAAAAAAAGUUAUAAAUCUCAA